Molecule: messenger RNA, 1488 nt
Organism: Aspergillus mulundensis
Lineage: Eukaryota; Fungi; Ascomycota; Eurotiomycetes; Eurotiales; Aspergillaceae
Product: CCR4-NOT core DEDD family RNase subunit POP2
Exons: 2
Coding region: 1-1488 (495 amino acids)
Cellular component (GO): CCR4-NOT core complex; CCR4-NOT complex; P-body
Molecular function (GO): nucleic acid binding; poly(A)-specific ribonuclease activity
Source: RefSeq, a predicted model, not a curated record
AUGCCCCCUCCCGUCGGCCGAUACGGCGGCCCUACCGGUAUCACCGGUCCCUACUCCCAUCUAGCAGCCCAGCAACAGGCUCACCUCCAGCAACAACAGCAACCACAGCAUCACCCGCCUCACGCCCAGUCUAGCAACACAGCUCUCCCGCCGCCCUCGCUUGGCGGCCACCCUGGUUUCACAACCGCGAACCCGAACGCAAAUAUGAAUCCUUUUACGUUGUCUGGUGCAGGGGUAGGGAAUGGGAUGUCUGUCGCGGGAUUUGGAGCCGCCGCGGAUGGUGGAGGUACGGGGCUUGCGAGCCAUGCGGCUCAGAUGGGGUUUGCGAGGGGUGCGCAGAUGCAGCAGCAGCAAUUACACCAGGCGCACGACGGGAGGUUUACGCUUGAAGGGAAGGGUGCUGGUGUUAAGACGCGGAUACGCGACGUAUGGAAGCACAAUCUAGCCCAGGAGAUGGCGGUUCUGAGACACCUUGUCGAGAAGUAUCCCUACAUCAGCAUGGAUACGGAGUUCCCCGGAAUCGUCGCGCGUCCGAUUGGAUCGUUCACGAACAAAGCAGACUACCACUACCAAACCUUAAGAUGCAACGUCGACUUGUUAAAGAUGAUACAGCUCGGGAUCACCCUUUUCUCGGAGAAAGGAGAAGUGCCGCCGCCAGAUGCUACCGAUGCGAACGGACAACCACUGGGAAAUGGCCUCGUACCUGCGCCGUGUACGUGGCAGUUCAACUUCCGGUUUUCGCUAGAGGAGGACAUGUACGCUCAGGAGUCAACGACGAUGCUGGCCAAGGCGGGCAUUGACUUCGCUACACACGAGAAAAACGGUAUCGACCCGCUUGAAUUUGGAGCCUUGCUGAUUAGUUCUGGAUUGGUAUUGUUGGAUGAUGUUCAUUGGGUCUCGUUCCAUUCCGGCUACGACUUUGGCUACCUGAUGAAGAUUAUGCUUUGCCAAGCGCUACCAGAGAAUGAAGAAGAGUUCCAUAAGCUCCUCACCAUUUUCUUCCCAUCGCUAUACGACAUUAAAUAUUUGAUGAAACACGCAGGACGCAACCAAGCGGUCAACGACUCUCCGUUAACACCGGCCGCCGCUCAAAUCCUCACCAACCUCGGACAAAAAUCUGGACUCCAGGACAUCGCAGACGAACUUGGGGUAAAACGGGUCGGCAUCGCACACCAAGCCGGCUCUGACUCCCUCGUCACUGGAGAGAUGUUCUGGAAAAUGCGCCAACUGGUCUUCAACGGCAAGAUCGACGACUCCAAGUACUCCGGCCAAAUCUGGGGCUUGAACGGCCAGAUGCCGACCAUGACAUACCAUAUCAACCCACAUCAAACACCGAACCUCAACGGCGCCACAAUAUACUCAGCUGCUGGUACGCCGAGCACCCCAAAUAAUGCUGGCGUUCAAACCCCUCAACAUCACACUCCCGGAGCGCUGACGCCUGGAGCUACAGGUGGAGUCUUAGGACAAUUUCAAAUGGCGAAGUCGUGA